AUGCAAGAAUCAAAUGAUGAAGAUGAAGGACAAAAAAAGCCAACAAAGAAAAAACUAGGAUGGGGUCAAAAGAAGGUUUGGCAGAAAAUUCCAAAGGAGGACAAGGACAGAAUUCAAGAAUACUACUUAAGUACUCAACCUAGUGAUAACUUUUGGGCAGGACUCGAUAGUGAGAAAGUGACAAACCAUGAUAUCAAAGAUAUUGUAUGGGACCUGGAACUGUCACAAAACGUUAUUGAGGCCUAUAUCCAAAUAGAGGAGGAGAAAAUAGGGCCCAUGCAGACAGAUAGUCCACAGUACAUGUCUACAUGGACUUGGGCUUACAUGCAAACCUUUCUAGAACCAAAUUGGCAUAGGGCCCUGUAUGAACACUUACUUGAAAAACUCGGGAAAUGCAAUGUUCUCUUCUUCCCGAUCAUUUCAAGUUCUGAGUUCCACUUUACACUUCUCACAUUUCACAAAAUUGAACGAAAGUGGAGACACUACAAUCCACUUAGAUCGUUGGGAUCUAGAAAAGAAGAAAAGUGUAUUGACAUUGCUCAAAAUUUUGUUAAUAUUGUGGAAGGGUGGCUAGAAUAUAUCAGACCACAAGCACAAGAGUUCUUAGAAACUAAAAAAAUACCAAAACUUGUGAAGCAAAAAGAAGGGCCCCCUACACCUGCACAGGUUGAUUUGUCCCCAAAUGAAGAACUCACUCUAAAUUGGAUUCUGCAAAAUCCAUAUCAGUUUCCAUUUGAGGAUGACACAGAAUGUGCUCAACAAAAUUCAUCUUCGUUGGAUUGCGGCAUGUUUGUCAUGUUCUACAUGGAUAAAAUAGCACAAGGACAGCCCAUUCCAAAAAGUGUGGACAAGAAAUUCAUGAAUGAAUAUCGAGCACAAUAUGUCACAAAACUCCUACACCACAAACACUGUUGCAGUUUCUGCAACAAAAUCUGCUCAAAUCUGAAAACAAGCAUUCAAUGGCAGUCAAAAACGAAUAUCCACUCAUGA
Molecule: messenger RNA, 990 nt
Organism: Prunus armeniaca (apricot)
Lineage: Eukaryota; Viridiplantae; Streptophyta; Magnoliopsida; Rosales; Rosaceae
Source: the annotation of a GenBank genome assembly